CCAAGGUGAUGGACAUUGAGGUGCGUUUCUGAGAGGUAAAGGGAAAAUGGUGGGAUGCAAUGUGAUCAAGUAUAAAUGAAUCCAGGGAGCCUGUUGAUCUCAUAGUUAAUCACUCAGGUUACUACAAACAAACAUUCAAAAUGAAAUUCGCAGUUGUUGUCCUCGUUGCUUGCGUAGCUUACGCUAACGCCGGUCUUAUUGCCACCCCCUUGGUAGCAACCCACUCUGUGUCCCACCAUGGAUCAGUUCAAACCCAUCCAUCUCCAAUUGUCCACGCAGUUCCAGUUGUGAAAACUGUUCCUGUCGUACAUGCCGCACCUGUAGUGCCUGUUGUGAAAACUGUUGUACAUACUGCUCCAGUCGUACCAAUUGUGAAGACUGCACAUGUUGUUCACACUCCAGUACUCCUCCACUGAUGAAUUAUUGGGCCGAUUUUGAUGUAUAUAAUAUUAUUGAAUAAAUUUAGUUUUAUUAAUGGUU
Coccinella septempunctata (seven-spotted ladybird) is the source of this 480-nucleotide messenger RNA. RefSeq names its product larval/pupal cuticle protein H1C-like. The transcript is spliced from 2 exons. The record is from RefSeq and is a predicted model, not a curated record. Bases 141 to 416 code for a protein of 91 amino acids. Lineage: Eukaryota; Metazoa; Arthropoda; Insecta; Coleoptera; Coccinellidae.